Molecule: messenger RNA, 2012 nt
Organism: Aphanomyces invadans
Lineage: Eukaryota; Oomycota; Saprolegniomycetes; Saprolegniales; Verrucalvaceae
Exons: 1
Coding region: 12-1724 (570 amino acids)
Source: RefSeq, a predicted model, not a curated record
CACGGUGCGACAUGUUGAUGGUGAAACACCAACCGAAUCAGUCGGGUUCUUGCCAUAUUGGGACCUCGAACCGUUGCCGCGACCGCCGCCGACGCCGACACAUUCCUUUCCACAACAACAUGCCAGGUGUCAAGCGCGUUCAACUGGAUGGAUGGGGCUCCCAUGUGGCUGGCAAGGUCGUCUGCGUUGACUCGGAUCGAUCGGUCAACCCCUACGCCGCCGCCCCUCAAGCGCCGUACUAUCCUCACCACGUCCACAACACACACCACUCGACCUACAACCAAGUCGCAUUCAAGCAAGAAGCGUCGUUGUACACAUCGAAGCAGUACUUGUACGGUCAGUCUCCUACCGUGCCGUCGAUCGACCGCGUUCAAGCUGAAAUCGCCCGCGAAUGCACUGCCAUCUCAAAGAAGGCCCCGCAUCUCGAGAUGUCUCUCCACGAGUGCUCGGUUUGUUUGACGGGCAAUGCGCAUACCCAGAUCGUCCCAUGCGGGCACAUAUUUCACAGCCGUUGCUUUCUUCGAUGGUACCGGUCAAACCGGACGUGUCCGUUGUGCCGUAGCAGCGUCGACCGCGUCCAGCUCGUUACACAAGUUCUCGAGCCUGUGGAUGCUCUCAUGGCAUAUGACAGCGACGACGAUAUGGACGCGACCCCGACAUCCAGCGAUCCAUCGUCCCUAAUGGAGGACACGGAACUCUUGUCGUUCCUCGCUCACGACGAUGCGUCGAUUUCGCCGUCGUCGGCGUCAUCGAUUUCAGACGACACGGACUUGCUUCCGAUGGAAGACAUGGAAAUCCUCGAAGAUCUCGCUUCAUUUGACGACAAGCCUCAUAUGUCAUCCGUGUGUAUGAUGCAACCUCAUCAACACGCCACACAACAGCCCCCCAUCGCGUUCACACCUGCGACCACCAUGCCCAACUACUGGAUGGUGCUCAACCACUCCCAGACCCUUGUUCCUGCGGCGUCGCAUCCCGCCGCGCCAUCUGCCCGGGUAGUGCCGAUUGCGCCGCGCCCGAACGUGCCUGCAAAUUCGUCCGCCGUGGCUGCAACGAACGCUCAGCAGUACCCACAUGGAGGGAUCCAAACUCCAUCGCCGAUGGUUGUUCUUGCGCCACCAACGUCCAAGAUGCAUUCGUGUCGAUGUGCCGGUGGCUGCCGCAACGGCCGGUGUGCAUGUGUCAAGGAAGGCAGCAUGUGUGGAAUCACGUGUCGGUGCACGUCGUGCAAGAACCCGUUCUUAAGCAUCGCCAUGGCUGGGAUCGACGUGUCGUCCCUGAUUAAGGACGACUGCUUCAUGCACAACUUGUCCAAGAUCCGAGACAUGAUGACAAAGCUCCACGAACGGCUUCCGGCGCCGUGCUGCUCGUCAGCCAAGGAGCUCACGAUCCUCGACUGCAUUGACGGAUACACGUGCGCCGACUGCGGUAAGAUGUACGACUUUUCGUGGUGCAGCAACAAGCUGUGCGACCGAGAGAAGCACAGGCGGAACCAUUGCUCCAAGUGCAAACGUUGCGGUGACCACCGCGACGUUCACUGCGACAAUUGCAACCGAUGCUACUUUGCCGGUGUUUCGUCGAGCUUUGCCUGCGCGUGCCAAGAGAAGCUGAAAGCGGCAGCGGUCGACGCGGUCAAGAAAGCUCAGCCAGCGAACGCCGCCGCGGGGGGGCUCGGCCGGGCAGCCAGCGCAGAAGACGGCGAAGAAGGCGAGUGCUCGAUCAUGUGACCACAAAGCGCCGACGUAUAGGAAUAAAGUUAGAAAGCGCAAUGAACCAUGCAAGCAGUACUCUGCAGGCGCAGCGGACGGCAUCCCAAAAUAACGGGAACUUCAUGGGGCGAAGCGUGCGAAGGAGCGGUGGGUGAGCGACGAGGCGGAGGGUUACAGCAUGCUGCAGGACGACGAUGAAGCGUCGAGAGCUUAGCGGUACCGUUCGCAGCUCAUCGAGAGCGUGGCGGGGGCGCGCAGUAAGUGUCAAAUCCAAACGAAAUAAGUAUAUUAAGUAGCAUGUGGUUG